AUGCCAGAAUCUGUGAGCGACCGUUUGCGCGUUGUCUUUGCCCGCGUGGCCACCGAGACCAACCUGCCUCCCGAUGAAUUCGAGGAGGCAUUCUUCAAUUUCCGCGCCAACAUCGUCGCAGAUGGGCUCAAGCGAGCUCAGGAAUCGGUUCGGUCGGCGGGGCUGGCGGAGAAGGGGUGGACGGAGCAAGGGGCGGGCGGAGGAGAGGCGAGCGGCGGGACUGGUGUGGCGGUGGGGGUGGAUACGAAGGAUCUGGCUGCGGCGGCGUUAGAAAAGGCGAAGAGGGAGGUGGAGGAGAUGCGCGUGGAGAUGGAGAGGCUGAAGAUGUGGUUGGAGAAUGCGAAGGAGCUGCGGGAUUUGGAGAAGGAGUAA
Messenger RNA from Bacidia gigantensis, 372 nucleotides. RefSeq lists its product as uncharacterized. The coding region runs from base 1 to 372 and encodes 123 amino acids. NCBI's taxonomy places the organism in Eukaryota, Fungi, Ascomycota, Lecanoromycetes, Lecanorales, Ramalinaceae. The transcript has 2 exons. The record is from RefSeq and is a predicted model, not a curated record.